Lactuca sativa (garden lettuce) is the source of this 1441-nucleotide messenger RNA. RefSeq lists its product as uncharacterized. NCBI's taxonomy places the organism in Eukaryota, Viridiplantae, Streptophyta, Magnoliopsida, Asterales, Asteraceae. The record is from RefSeq and is a predicted model, not a curated record.
CUAUUUGGCUUUACAUUGGAGCUUUAAUGCAACAAAGCCUGCGAAACCUAGACGAACUUUAAUGCAACAAAGUCUAAAGCAAGAUGACUUAAAAUAGAGAUCAUCGCCAUUGUCUAUUCGUCAUUAUCCACAUCAUUCCCUGUUCAUCUUUUCUUUCAUAAAUUUCUUCAGAUCGUUUAAUUUUGUCUUACGCCACUCAAACACAAAAUCCACAUCCAACAUUUCCUAUUAAAGAUUUUCUUAUUCAAAAAUCGUUUCAAUUUUCGUAAGAUUUUGAGGUAAACCAUUCAAACCCAGAUAGAAUCAGGGGUUUUUCAGUUUAUUGGGCGAAUUAAUGAUCUUCAUGAGGUGGGUUUUUGUUCUUCAAUGGGAAAUGUAACAUCAAACGUAGCUGCAAAAUUUGCAUUUUUCCCACCUUACCCACCAACGUAUGAUGUUUUCAAAGACGAAGAUGAUUCAACAAAUGGGGAAACAAAGCUUGUUUUUACAGGAAUUACAGCAGAUAGAAACGUUGAUGUUCAUUUGCUUGAUACAAAGGGCGGGAACAAAAUUGUUGCUACCUUCUGGAAACAUCCUUUUGGGAGGUUCACCCUUUUGUACUCUCAUGGCAACGCUGCUGAUUUGGGUCAAAUGAAAGAGCUCUUUCUUGAGCUUAGAGCUCACCUCAGAGUCAAUAUUAUGAGUUAUGAUUAUUCAGGAUAUGGAGCCUCCACUGGCAAGCCAUCUGAAUUCAAUACAUACUAUGACAUAGAGGCUGUUUACAAUUGUUUAAAAAACAAUUAUGGAAUCAAGCAAGAAGACAUGAUCUUAUAUGGACAAUCGGUUGGUAGUGGGCCCACGUUACACCUGGCUUCUCGCCUACAAAAAUUGAGAGGUGUUGUUCUACAUAGUGCUAUUCUUUCAGGAAUACGCGUUCUCUAUCCUGUCAAAAUGACAUUCUGGUUCGAUAUUUUUAAGAAUAUCGACAAAGUACAGAAAGUCAACUGCCCGGUUUUGGUCAUACAUGGUACAAAGGAUGAUAUUGUUGAUUUUUCACAUGGGAAAAGAUUAUGGGAACUUGCAAAAGACAAAUAUGAUCCAUUGUGGGUCCAAGGUGGAGGCCAUUCUAACCUUGAAAGUUUCCCUGAAUACAUAAAACACAUGCGCAAGUUUAUAAACACAAUGGAGAAACUCUCCUCAAAGCAGAAUAAACAACGCGUUUCUUCAGUCCCAAAUAUCAAACAAGUCAAACACAACAGAUGCUUGAGAUUUGGAAGAAGAUGAUGAAAUAAUGAUCAUGGAUAAUCAAAUCUUUUCGUAUAUCUCUUUGAUUCUUGUUUUUAAAAAGAUCCAUGUGUUUUCGUGUUUAUGUUUGUGUAUUUGAUCACGAGUGUAAUUAGAUUCUUUAUGGAGAUGUUAGAUUUGUUGUUAUGGCAAUGAAAAUUUUAAAAUUUGAAAGCAA